GGCACCAGCAGGCUCCAGGGACAAGGCAGGGCAGGCGGGGACGAGGGAGCCGGGCACGGAGCGGGGCAGCGCGCCGCCACCAUGAGCGAGGUGUACAGCAAGGCGGAGACCCUGGCGCUGCGGAGGAAGCACAUCGGGCCAUCAUGUAAAGUUUUCUUUGCUAAGGACCCUCUCAAGAUAGUGCGAGCUCAGGGACAGUAUAUGUUUGAUGAAAAUGGAGAAAAAUACCUGGACUGCAUCAACAAUGUUGCACAUGUUGGCCACAGCCAUCCAGAUGUCAUAAAGGCUGCAGUGAAACAAAUGGAAUUGCUCAACACAAAUUCCCGAUUCCUCCAUGACAAUCUUGUCCAGUAUGCCAAGCGACUUACUGAUACCAUGCCAGAAAAACUCUCUGUCUGCUAUUUUGUUAAUUCUGGGUCUGAAGCUAAUGACCUUGCUUUGCGACUAGCUCGGCAUUUUAGUGGACAUCAAGAUGUGAUCACCCUUGAUAAUGCUUACCAUGGCCAUGUCACUUCUUUAAUUGACAUCAGUCCAUAUAAAUUUAACCAGUUGGGAAAGGAAAGCAAAAAGGAGUUUGUGCAUGUGGCGCCUUCACCAGAUACCUACAGAGGCAAAUACAGAGAAGAUCAUCUGGAUCCAGCCGGUGCUUAUGCUGGGGAGGUGAAAAAGAUUAUAGAAGAAACUCAGAAGAAUGGGCGCAAGAUUGCUGCCUUUAUUGCUGAAUCGAUGCAGAGUUGUGGAGGCCAAGUAAUUCCACCUGCAGGCUACUUCCAGCAAGUGGCAGAAUAUGUGCAUGAGGCAGGUGGUGUAUUCAUAGCUGAUGAAGUCCAGGUUGGUUUUGGUCGAGUUGGGAAACAUUUUUGGGCUUUCCAGCUACAAGGGGAAGACUUUGUACCUGAUAUUGUCACCAUGGGAAAGCCAAUUGGCAAUGGCCAUCCAAUGUCUUGUGUCGUUACAACAAGAGAGAUUGCGGAAGCCUUUGGUGCCUCGGGGUUAGAGUAUUUCAAUACAUUUGGAGGCAAUCCAGUGUCUUGCGCUAUUGGCUUGGCUGUACUGGAUGUAAUUGAAAAAGAAGAUCUUCAAGGGAAUGCCACACAAGUAGGAAAUUACCUAAUAGAGCUGCUGAAUGAACAAAAGAGAAAACAUCAUUUAGUGGGAGAUAUCCGGGGUGUUGGUUUGUUUGUUGGAGUAGAUCUUGUGAAGGAUGAACAGAAAAGGACACCAGCCACAGCAGAGGCCCUUCAUCUUGUCUAUAAACUAAAAGAACGGCACAUCCUCCUUAGUGCAGAUGGACCCCACAGAAACAUUCUGAAAUUUAAACCACCAAUGAGUUUCACUCGGGAAGAUGCAAAGUUUGCAGUGGACCAAAUUGAUGCACUACUCACAGAAAUGGAAGAGGCAACUGGAAACAAGAUAUCUACAAAUGUGCAGUGUAAAAGAAAAACUAAUGAGGGGAAUCUCCAGUCAGACUGUCUUGGUGAAAGCAUCAACCAUAUCAAUGGAAAUGCCUGCAGACAGGAAAAUGGCUUCUACGCUGAUAACCACGUUGUGCCUUGUAAAAGGAUCAGAACCUGAAGGGGGAGUUUCCUUAGAUCAUUGUGUGCGUGUAUAUAUUUUUUUAAAGAAUGGGUGGAUAUGUGCAAUAGUUCCUGUCAUACUGAUUUAAUUGGGUCUCAGUCUGGUCUUCCUAUAAAAAAAGAACUCCAGUUAGCUUCAUUAGGAGUUUUAAAAUGCAUUUUCAUGUACAUAAGUAGUAGGGUCAGGCCCUUAACUUGACAUGAAUAAGUAUCUGAUAAAAAUAUCAUUUUAACCAGCUGGAGCCAAUUUGGGGCUUUGUGUAAGUAGAUGCAACUCCAGUGAAUCUGUGGAGAUGCAUGUGUUGCUUAGCCUGAAUCUGGUGUAUGUUAGCCAUAGCACCAAUCCUGUUAAAUCAUUUUUUUAGAACUAUAACACUAUAUUUGAAAUUUCAGUGUGCAAUAUUGAGAUGUUAAUUAUUUUCCAUGUUUUAAUGGCUGAUAUUAUUACAAAGUUUGACUCACAACUCACUGGAAGAUCAUUUGUAUCCUAUGAACUGGGUCCUCAGCUGAUGAGAACAGAAGCCAAUGGAGCAGCACUGAGUUUCUAUCGCCUGAGGAUCUGGUCCUAUUAUAUGGAUAUAUGCAAGAUGCAAUAUUUUCAUACUCAGUAUCCAGAGGCAAGAAUUUAGAUCAUAAUUUUCUACAAAGCAAAUUUGUUAAGUUUUAUCCGUGGCAAGUGGUAAUCUGAGGAAAACCUGAUGUGAAAAGUGUGCUUAAAACCACAAGCACUUCUUUCUGGGCACAAACUACACAGGUAGUUCUUUUAAAAAAUCAGUUCCUUUCAUUUAAAGGUAAAGGUAUUUUAAGGGUCAGAUUUCCAGAGGUAACCUCAAAUUGCAUGAGGGUUUUGAGAUGCAUCAAUGCUGUACUAGGGUCCUAGGAAAUAGUGCCUUCUCCUUUUGAAGGGCUGAAUACUGUUAACUCUUACUGCAGUCAAAGGACCUUAAGGGUACCAUGUACCAGACAGAAUAGGCCUUAACUGAUACAAUAGUAAAAAGGUUGAUCCACACAAUAGUAAGACAGUGAAAACACAGGCAUCAGGCAAUGUUAUCUUGCACCAAGUUUCCACAAGCAUAGCUCAGAUGACUUCCCUUUUGGUGCUAAACCUCUCAAACAUCAGACACUUCAGACUUGCUUUAUGCUUCUGGCAGUAUGGAUUAUGCAUUACAGUGUCUGAAUGUUAAAAUCUGACUGGAUUUCUUAAAUUUUAGCAUAUGUAUAGCUAAGAUUUAUGGAAGAGGGUGAGGUUUUUUUUUAAAAUAGGUUUUAAGAAGUUGACAAAACAUGGCUUCAUAAUAGUCAUGCACCAAGUUUUCCUAUUUUAUACUUGCGGCUAAUGACUAAAUGUCUGACUGAAAAUUUAGAAUACAAUAUCUAGUUUUAUACCUUUGACUAUUGUUUAUAUUAAUAUUGGCAUUUCCUGUAUGAACUUUUCUGAUGCCACCGAGUCAGCUCAUUAUCUGUUUACUACUCCUUAAUUAUUCCAAAAAUUGAAACCAUUUGAAAGUCAA
This is a messenger RNA of Gavialis gangeticus (Gharial), 3088 nucleotides long. It is a transcript of the gene ETNPPL, whose product is annotated as ethanolamine-phosphate phospho-lyase. The coding region runs from base 82 to 1575 and encodes 497 amino acids. The record is from RefSeq and is a predicted model, not a curated record. Gene Ontology annotation, cellular component: mitochondrion. Gene Ontology annotation, molecular function: transaminase activity; ethanolamine-phosphate phospho-lyase activity; pyridoxal phosphate binding. Lineage: Eukaryota; Metazoa; Chordata; Crocodylia; Gavialidae. The transcript has 13 exons.